Messenger RNA from Polychytrium aggregatum, 1653 nucleotides. Its product is annotated as fatty acid desaturase-domain-containing protein. The record is from RefSeq and is a predicted model, not a curated record. Gene Ontology annotation, biological process: lipid metabolic process. NCBI's taxonomy places the organism in Eukaryota, Fungi, Chytridiomycota, Chytridiomycetes, Polychytriales. Gene Ontology annotation, molecular function: oxidoreductase activity, acting on paired donors, with oxidation of a pair of donors resulting in the reduction of molecular oxygen to two molecules of water. Bases 93 to 1445 code for a protein of 450 amino acids. The transcript has 3 exons. Gene Ontology annotation, cellular component: membrane.
UCCUCAGGCAUCCGAACGACCUGUGACCCAUCCCACACGGCCCUCCGUCAACCCAUCCGCCGUUGCCCUCUCCUGUCGUCCUCGCAGCCGCCAUGUGCGUCCCCGACAAGAAGCAAGAAAAGCCCGUCACCCUGUUUACCCGAGAGGAAAUCAAGGAGCGAGCCCUCAAGUCCCAGGAGAUCCUGAUCAUCUUCAAGUCCAAGGUCUACAAUCUGACCAAAUGGGCAAAGUAUCAUCCGGGUGGCUACAUGGCCGUCUUCCAUCUCGCCGGCAAGGAUGCCACCGACGCCAUCACCGCCUUCCAUCCGGACUGGGUCAUGGAGACCAGGAUGCCCCACUUCCAGGUCGGUGAGCUCGUCCCAGAGCAGCGCAAGGUCUCCAAGAUCUCCGAAGACUACCAGCUGUUGGACCAGCAGCUCCGCAAGGAGGGUCUCUACAAGACCGACAUGUUCUUCUACGUCCGCGAGGCCGCCAAGUUCUUUGCCGCUUGGGCCCUCGCCUUUGCCUUCAUGUUUGUCGGCCCGACCUACAUGCCUCCGGCCGUCGCCUACCUCGCCAGCUGCUCCUCGCUUGCCUUCCUGUGGCACCAGGCUGCUUUCGUCGCCCACGACGCCGGCCACAGCAGCAUCUUCCACAACUCCACCAAGGACGUCAUCUUUGGCAUCUUCCUCGCCGACUUUUUCGGCGGCCUGAGUCUGGGCUGGUGGAAGGACAGCCACAACGUCCACCACAUCGUCACCAACUCGGAGGAGCACGACCCCGACAUCCAGCACCUGCCCUUCUUUGCCGUCUCGACCCGUCUCUUCAACAACCUGUACUCGACCUACCACAAGCGAGUCAUGGAGUUUGACGACGCCGCCAAGAUCUUUGUCUCGAUCCAGGACCGGCUCUACUACAUCAUCCUGCUCUUUGGCCGCUUCAACCUCUACGUCAACUCGUGGAUGCAUCUGCUCAAGCCCCGCGUGCCCUUCCGCUCGCUCGAGAUUGUCGGCAUGGCUGUCUACUGGUCGUGGUACACGCUGCUGCUCUCGCAGCUGCCUUCGUGGGGCUGGAUCCUCGGCUACGUCUUCCUGUCGCAUGCCCUCACCGCCAUCCUGCACGUCCAGAUCACUCUCUCGCACUUUGGCAUGCCCACGGGCGAUAUUGGCGACGAGGAGUUUGCUGCCAUGGGUCUGCGAACCAGCAUGGACGUUGAUUGCCCCUGGUGGCUGGACUGGUUCCACGGUGGUCUCCAAUUCCAAGUCGGCCACCAUCUCUUCCCCCGCAUUCCGCGCACCAACCUGAGACGCCUCCGCCCAUACAUUGCCAAGUUUGCCAAGGACCACGGCCUUGAAUACCACAACUAUGGCUUCAUCAAGGGCAACGGCAUCGUCCUGGGCGUCUUGCGAGACGUUGCCAACCACGCCCACCUGCUGGCCAAGGCCUCCAAGCCCCACCGCCACUGAGCCGCCGAGCCACCGAGCCACUUGGUCGCCCUGAUUUGUUUUGGUCCUGAUAUCGCUCUCGUCCAUCUCAUCUUCAUUUUCUUUCCAUUCUUUCCUUUUUUUUGUUCUGCUCGGCCCGCACCCUUUCCUAUUCUCUUGGCAUUGUUAUUAUUAUUAUGAUCACUAUCUUGCUCGCUCGCCGAUCCGCUCCUCAAAGUCUUCCGUCCCC